GGCAGCACAAAUUCACGUGAAACGGUGCUUCUACUAUCAUUUUAGGCAGGCAUGGGGCUGUCUAGUCUAGCCGUGUCUAUGAACUACACAAAAUUACUAUUUAUUUUCCUAUUGUCCCUAUUAUAUUGUACAGAUACAAAUGGAAUUUAUUUGAACGGAGGAACUGGCUCUUACGGAAGAUAUCCGAAAUGGAAUGCAUGCACAAAUGCUUCGAUCAGUUUUGAGUUCAAGACUCGGCAAGAUAAUGGUCUUUUGAUGUACACGGAUGAUGCGGGGACAUAUGAUUUUUUCGAGCUCGUCCUAGUAGAUGGUGUUUUAAGAAUGCGACUUAAUAUUGUCGAUGGUCGUGAUGGAAGUGUCGAAUUUCUUAUAGGAGAAAAUCUAGCAGACUAUAACUGGCACAAAGUGUUAAUCCAGCGCAAGAGAAUGGAGACUAGCCUUACCAUUGAUGAUAUGACAGACCAAACCCAAACUAGACUUUCCUAUGGCUCAGAUUUCAAUUUUGGAGAAAUCAAGAACAAUAGCGGGGUGUAUUUUGGAGGAAUGCCUCAACAUCACUUCGACACGAAUCUGAGGAAUCUCGCGUUACCAUCAGUUAUGUUUGUGGAAAAUCUCCGCGGUUCAUUCCGAAAUGUGAUUUACGGAAAUUGUUCGUGUUCUUUGGUUCGCGGAGUUGUAGAACCAAAAGUCGGGCAAUCUUAUGGAGUUCCGGAAGUUUGUGAAACAAGAAAUCCAUGUGGAGAUUGUUUGUGUAUAAGCAGAGAUACGACCCCAGAAUGUAAAUGUGUUGGAUUAAGCUGUAAAUCAACUUACUAUCACUUGCCAAUGGACGCUAUAGAAGGGACCUCACUGUCGAACCCAUCAGGACUGGACGCCCGUGUGUAUGGUGCACCCAUUCUGACCCGAGGAGCACUAAAUAAGGCCUUGGUACUAGAUCGUGGUCAAUGGAUCCAGGUCAGUGGCCCUGGACAUCGAUACGAGUGCUUCGGUGAUCUUGAUCUGUGUUCCAGAGGAUACACCCUGGGUUUAUGGGUCUACUUUAAGAAUGCUGGAAACACUAAAGGAGUGUACAUGACAAACGGUGGUCACGACGCAGAGUCCCAUGGAAUCGCCAUGACAUACAAACUGGGUCUUCUAGAAUUUACCUUCAAAAAGAAAAAUGGACAGACCUGGACCGUGAAGUCGGAUAACGUGCUUUCCGAUAAAUGGUAUCACGUGUCCGUCACGUGGAAAGAGAAUGAAGGACUCAGUCUCUAUCUGAAUGGCGACCCUGUCAGUAAAGGUCCGAACCCCCAGAAGCGAGCACCAGCAAUAUCGCGAAUAAAAAACAACAACUUCAUUGUUGGAGAUGCGCAAGGCAAUCUGGAUAACUUCAUCAUUGAUGAGCUCAAGUUCUGGUCUGACUUUAAAACGGAAGAGGAAAUCAAGGAGAUUGGUCCGAUGUAUCGAUAUUACUUUUCAAUGGAUGAAAGAAUCGGAGAUGAGCUGAUAGUAAACAACGCUUACACCGACAUCAAUGGAAAUGUGGCCUUGACCCCUGGGAAAAUUAGAAACGCAUUGACCUUCUAUGGUGAUGGUGGUUACGUCACAGUCGAGAAUUUUGGGACAACAUGCUUGGGUGACGUCACUAAAUGUUUAUAUGGAUUUACAAUAUCGUUUUGGAUCGAGUUUAGAUCUUUAACGGGCGAUAUUCCUUACUUUUCAAGUGGGCCACGUGGAUUGAAAAUUUUCUCACGCGGAGGAAACUUGCAUGCGGAGGUAUCUGACGGUAAAGAAACAUGGUCGGAUAGUUUUUACGGGUUAAAACACGAUAGAUGGCACUUCAUUGAAGUCACGUGGUCUCCUAAAAUUGGAUUAUACAUGUUCCUAGACCUUGACAUGGCUUCAAGGCAAUCUACUCCAGAACCAAGGGAUUCAACAGAUUCUACACAGGAAAAUUUCCUGAUAGGAAGGGUCGGGUCUGGAAUGACUGCCAUGAGGUACCCGAAUGCAGCUAUUGAUGAAGUCGAGAUUCAUUAUGGCGAUAGAUUCUCAUUGCUUUAUCUUGAUCUUAUUCAAAGAGGAAAACCGGAUAACUACCAGUUCAGUAUGGAUUCAAUGCUGGGUGACCGACUGAUGCACCCCACUCUCUUCGUGGACACGUUAAACCGACCCAAACUCGUGACCGGUAAAAUCGGAAAAGCCAUUAAACUGAACGGUGAACAGCAGGUAGUAGAUUUCGGUGAAAAAAAAUCACAAUGUUUUGGGAAUUUGGAUUUUUGUCACCACGGAAUUUAUACCUCUCUUUGGUUUAGACCGACUACUUUCAGAAAUAAUAUGUAUUUUUUCACUAGCGGCCAUAAUGGUAUCACUUUGAGCAACAGACGGGAAAAUCUCAAGGUCACUGCCGGAACCUCGACUAGACUUUGGGAAACUUCAACAGAUGUUCUUAUUCCGGGAAACUGGUAUUUCCUGGAAAUUUCUUGGGAUCCUGAGACUGGUUUAGAAGUAUUUGUUGACGAAGUUCCUGUUGCUAAGGACAGGGAUCCGUCUAGACGAACGGACCCACUUCCGGACAGUUUAAUCGAAAGCACUUUACAGAACAAGAUCUAUCUAGGUCGCGGAAAUGUUUAUAUGGAGGACGGACAGUAUGGGAAAGGCACGUUCGACGAAUUGGCGUAUUGGUACGGACCACGUGACUAUCUAACGGCUUUUGGAUAUCUUCAGAGAGGGAAGCCCACCAGCUACUUGAUCGAUUUCCAGGACAUGCGCCGUGGGAAACUUUUACACUCUGAACUCUACCUUCCCACAGUCGGAUCGCCAGUACAGGUCCCGGGGGUUGUCGGGAGAGCGCUGAAACUUAGCGGUCUUGGCCAAUAUCUGGACAUUGGUCAACACCAGGACUCCUGUCUCGGAAACUUAGAGAAAUGUCCUAACGGCAUCACAAUAGGAGCUUGGAUGAACUUUCAGGCCUUCUUUGAAAAUAUGUUUAUCAUGUCGACCGGAAAGAAUGGUCUGCGCAUGUUUCACAAAGACAGGAAAAUUUAUGUCACAGUUGAUCAAGAUGGGAAACACUGGGAGGUUAGUUUCCCACGCGUCGAACCGGAAACGUGGAACCACAUGGAGAUGUCCUGGCAUCCGGACCACGGACUAUCCAUGUAUGUCAACAACACCCUUGUCGCUAAAUCACGCUACACGAACGUGCCCAUAGAGGUAGCAAACAACGUACCGAAUUUUUAUGUCGGGCGAGCUAAUGAUGGAGACUCGCUUGAAACAGUGAACGACGCUAGCAUGAUCAUUGACGAAAUGGAGAUCUGGUUUGGCAGACGGGAAGAGUUACUGGCCUUUAAUUACCUCUUACGUAACAACAUUCCUCACGAGACUUUCUCCAUGGAAGACGAACGAAAUGGUAUAGUUCGUCACCCCCGCUAUACUGUUACUUUAGCAAAUGGCGCCAAGAUAGUACCGGGGAAAAUCGGCAACGCUGUCUCAUUGGCUGGAACAGGACAGUAUGUUGAUCUAGGUGUCCCAGACGACAAGUGCCUGGCUGAUAUCAACCAAUGUAAGAAUGGGCUGACGAUGUCACUUUGGAUAAAAUCGCGGGAACUUGUUGACGGAGCAUACUUCGUUUCUGCACCCUCAUACUCGCUUUUCUACCGGGACGGUAACCUUGUCGCUAGGUUCCAUUCAGACGGUAAGACAUGGGAAGUAUCUAGUCCAAACUUCAGAGCCGAUAGAUGGCAUAAUGUUGAAGUUUCAUGGACACCAGAUAAAGGUCUUGCUCUUUAUCUCGACGGUACGAAAGAGGACGCUACUGUCACCUGGACCCAAUCUCAGGCCGAAGCGCCCUCUGGUAGAAAUGUUUAUGUGGGAAGGGAACAGAGAGACGAACCAGCGAGGACAAAAGCCCUUGUGGAUGAGAUUCAGUACUGGUAUGGUCCAAGGGAUGAAGUGGUGAGAGCCGGACAGAUAGGAGAGUUUUUAAGACAUGAAGUAAUCCCGUUCGAUAAAGUUAUCAGGAUACAAAACGGAACAUCGAACAUCGUUCUCCCCACCAGGACAAUACGUCUACACGAAGGCCCGGUCCAAGUUCAAGGACAACAUGGUAGUGCCAUCAGGGUCAACGGCAAAAGUCAAUAUCUGGACCUCGGGGAGGAUCUGAUUUGUAAUGGUAACCUCGAAAACUGCCCGGAAGGCAUUACCAUGGUGAUGUCAGUGAAACCAGAGGCCUUACUUAAUAAUAUGUAUUUUUUCGACAGUUUCCCGGUCUCGCUUUACUAUCGAGACGAGAAAUUGUACGCGACUGCUAGAACACCGACAAAAUCCUGGACUGUCUCGACGCCGGGAUUUGACGUUAAUGAAUGGCACUUAGUGGAAUUGUCAUGGCACGAUCAAGAAGGACUGACUAUGUAUCUGGACGGCCGGAAAGGCGGAUAUCAGUCUUUCGGUACCCCUCAAGAUGAAGUGCGGGAGUGGAGUAGCAAAUCGUAUGUCGGUAGGUCGUUGUCAGACAUGAGAAGGGAACGCUUUGCGGACGCCACAUUCGAACGCAUGGACACGUGGAACGCCAGAAAAGGAUAUCUGCAGUCCUUCAAUUUGAUGCCAAUAACAGAUGGACUCCCAACCGAACGCACCGAGACCGGACCAGGUGUGCCACCAAUCAAUGUGACCCCUUUUAACCCCGGUCUUUCCGGUGGUAGAAUAGGAACGUCCAGAAUCAACAUAAACACGGGAGACGGUUUCCCGGUCAAUCGCCAACCUGACACGACCAGCGAAGAAAUUGUGAUUGUCCUAGAUGGUGAUAUGAGUCGUGAAAGUGGAAGAAGUCAGCCGCCAGUUAGAACCGGAAGUGAUAGAAAUCCACCUCAGGUACCUCGAAUCUGGUAUAUCACUAACCUUACAGGAAUUCUCAACGAAAAUCGUCGUCCUACCCCGACGCCUCGACCCCGACCCCCACCACAGCCACAAACGCCGCGACCCCGACUCCAACCGCAGCCACAAACGCCAGCUCCUGUAACGUCACAAGGCAACAGUCGACUGAUAACACAGGACUCAUCUCGCCAAAGAAACACCAACACCAUUCGGUUUAUGGGAGAUGGCGCCUAUGUCCACUACAACUUCAGCAUGUUCACUAGACGACAUCGUCAGAUGGCGGAGUACACACAGAAUGAGACAUUUUCCCUUCAGUUCAUUACAGACGCGUCUAACGGACUUAUUUGGCUGGACCAUCGUGGCGAUCCAGUCCUCUACCUGGCACUCAAGGACGGGUACUUAGUAUUUGGUAUCGAUGAAGGAGACGGCGCUCUCAGGGAGAUCAGACUGCAGUCCCUCCGGGUCGGCGACAUUAACGACUGGAGGUGGCACACGUUCAAGGCCUCCAGAUCCGGCCGCUAUAUUAAGUUCUACAUCGACAAUAUCCUUGUUGGGGAGACAACAACUAGAACGGAGAUACAAUUUGUGGACAGAGGACAGGUGUAUCUUGGAGGUUCUCCCGACACCAGUUACCUAACGCAAAGACGAAUAAGCUCGAGCUACAACGGAGCCCUUACAGUGGUAGAGUAUGAGAAGAAAAUAUCCCCUAUACGCGUGGUCAUCGUUAGUCUUCUCCAAUACAUUGAAUCUGGAAACCGGCACGGCACUUUCCAGAUAAUCAGGCCAGGUGAUCCAUGGACUACUCGCCCACCUAGAACGCCCAGACCUGAUGUGACACCUUUCCCGAUAACCACCCCGUCACCCACCACUGCUCGUCCAACUAGACCUCCAAGACCAAGCAACUACAAACUCCUUGACGUCAUUUCCAUCCGGUCAGCGUAUUUGCAUAUUCCCGGAUACGUUGAUAUGCGCAGUCAAGGGUCUAUCUCCUUCCGGUUUAGGACUUUUGAGCCUAGAGGGGUAAUUUUCUUUACAGAGAGAUUAAGCACACCAUAUUUUUGCGCUUUUGAAAUAUUUGAUGGCUACCUUUAUAUGGUAUAUAACUUUGGCCAGGGACCCAUGAGACAGAAGGUAUCUGAUCGGAAAUUGAACGAGGGCGAAUGGCAUGAUAUUCAGUUACAGCUACGUCAGAAUGACGCUGUAGUGUAUGUUGAUGGGCAGACGACCUCUGUUCAGAUCGACCCCUCGUCACGUGCUCAGAUUUACAUGAACAGUGGAUUAUACAUUGGAGGCCUGCCCCUGGGCCGGGAGUACCCUUGGUACAUAUGGUCCAGGGUAGGAUACAACGGCUGCUUCGAUGACCUCAUCAUCCGAGAAUUCUCAACGGAUAUGCGUGGUAGUGUUUCUAUUCCCAACAACGCUAAUGUGCAGACAGGUUGUACUAUGCUUGGAAGGUGUGAUGGAAGUCGAUGUACGCAUGGCACAUGCAACAAUCGAAUGGAUAAUUUCAUUUGUGACUGCAUGGCCUCUGGAUACCAGGGACAACUAUGUGAACAACUUGCCGUAGUGGCUGGAUUUCAGGGAACGAAUUCUGUUUCUUACUACUAUUCAACAACAAGACAAACCCACACGAAUGACAUAGCACUGAGGUUCAACACAAUGUUCGGCGAUGCUUUCCUGUUCCAGACCGCUUCCAGCCGACACCCGGAAUACAUCAAAGGAGAACUUCAGGACGGAAGAGUCAAAAUAACAUUCUUCGUUGACGGAAGGGAACAGGUUUAUUACACGGGGUCAAAUUUGAAUGAUAACACAUGGCAUAAUCUAUACCUUCAAAGACGAGCCAAUCAGCUUGAACUGUGGGUGGACAAAGAACCACACGUACUUGAAACAUUGGAGGGAGAAGAUUUCUACAUAAAUAUUGGUGAAAUAAACUUUGGGUCAAGCACCUCUGCAUCUACCCAGUCACCUAACUACAUUGGCUAUCUCCAAAAUGUCUACUUCGAUGACGUUGACCUCUUCGCCAAGCUGCAUCAGCAACCCAAUCUCAACAUUAUCUGGUACACUAACAUUACAGUGGGCCAGAACCCGCCAAUCCCGAUAUAUAAUCCCGUGACAAUUACAUCACGAGAAGCCUACAUGAUGCUUACACCUCUUCCAAAGGUUGGAAACCUUCAUAUUACUUUCAAGUUCCGUACUAGUCAGCCGGACGGUGUCAUCCUUUUCAAUAAGGGCAGAAAGGGGAAAUUCAUUGCGGUCGAACUUGUUGGAGGGUAUCUGGUGUUUGCUUACAAUAAUGGGUACCGAACCAGUACUAACAGAAUCAACAAGAAAGCCGAUGAUAAUCAGUGGCACACGUUCGAGGUCAGGGAAGUCAGGCAAACCAAUGGAAACAGAGUGUAUCAGGCGAGAGUUGACGAUGUUCUCCGGACUAUUCCGAUUGCAGGGACAGAUGACCUUGGACUGUCCGGGCAUAACCUUUACCUUGGAGGAUUGUCUGAGAAUAUGUUCAAUCUUGACGCCUUCGUUAAGUCAACACUGUCAUCGACAACAGGAUUUAUGGGAUGUCUAGCCUCUGUGCAUUUGAAUACCGGAACCCCAGAUUUUAAAAAAUAUGCAAGCAGUGCCAUUCUUUUGGACUCUUGUCAAGAAAUCAAUGGAGUAUGUCCGACAAGCAGUAACCCUUGUCAGAACAAUGGUGUCUGUACAGCGGGAAUCUCCACCUUUACUUGUAACUGUAACCUCACGGCGUACGCAGGACCUAGAUGUGAAGCAUAUCCACUUGGAUUAUAUAUUGGUAAAAAAGGAUUGGAUGGAAUUGUGACUUAUACAUAUGAGAACACUAUGAAUUCGGACAAGGACAACAUCGCCUUAGGCUUUAUGACAUACCGAGAGGACGGCAUCCUUUCCCGCUUUGAUAAUCUUUACGGCACCGAGUACAUUGAAUUGCGCCUGGAGAAUGGCUUUUUGGUAGCUGAGUAUGACACAGGGGAUGGUGCUCAAACCAUAGUUAUUGAUAACAUCAAAUACAAUGAUGGAAGCUACCAUGUUGUCAACUUCUAUAGAGAUUCCGACGGCUCCAGAUUCUAUGUUGAUGGUUUUUCCGAAGAUCUCACUCACUCCGGCGCUCACUCUAUCUUUGAUAAUCUGCAAUAUGUGUACAUUGGAGGAAGACAAGAUUCAAACGGGGCUGUAAUGAAUGCUUAUAACGGUAUCAUUGGAGGGUUGUUUUACAAUGGGAACAGAUUUAUAGAUCUAGCCCACAAUACUGAUAACAACAUUGAAUGGACAGGAGAUCUAACCAUGAUAAAGGAUGGACAAUACGUGCUGGUACCCCCGAUUGUUAUUACCACCCCAAGAGUUUUGACUCCUCCUCCACGGACACCGGUCCCCCCAAUUGAUGGAAACAUUGUGAUACCUCCAGAUAUAGGCGGCGGUGGUGUUGUCGGUCCUGGUUUUGGAGGUGCCGGUGGCCCAGGUGGUGGUGGCAGCGAUAUGGUUGGUAUUGGUUCCGGACCAGGCGCUAUUACUGGCGGUGGUGGUUCGUUGACGAAUGUGGUACCUGGAACUGGUGGUGGACCUACCGCAUUAGGACAGACGGGCGGAGCCGGAGGGGCAGGCGUUCCUUUGGCUGCUGCUGGAGGAGGUGGAGCCCGCGCGGGCGCACUGCUUGGAACAAUUUUGGGAACAAUGGCCUUCAUGGCAAGUCUUUUGUGGGCUCUUUGGCAGUGUAAGCCAGGAAUGGUUCCUUGCUUUGGAGGCGGAGGUGGUGGAGGUGGUGGAGCACCCUCUAUGGCCAUUUCAUCACCAACUCCGGCAACCAAUUUACCAGUGGCUCAGGCUCUCGGUGGUGGUCCAGGUGGAGCGGCCCUUAGUAGUUCCGGGGCUGGAGGAGGUAGUGCUGGGGCCGGAGGAGCUAAGGUUACAAUUUUGAAUGGAUCUGCAAGUGGAGGCGGUGGCAGCGGUGGCGGUGCAGGAAGCAAUUCAGCUUUCUCGGCCUACUAUUCCUCCUCAAAUGCCACUGUGGCUUCUGGUGGUGCUGGAGGAGGUUCAGCUGCUGGCGCUGGUGCGGGGCAAUAUGACGCAACGCUGAGAGCGACGGGAACAUUCUCUAACAAAGGCACAUUGAUUGGAACACCAAAGGCUUCCCGAGCAUACUUAGGAUCUUCUUCAAGUGCAGGAGGUGGGGCUGGCGGUGGAAAUUCUUCGUACUCCUAUUCCUCGACCACUACAAAUGUGUACAACAGUAAUACAAUGGGAGGAGCUGGAGGAGGUGCUGGUGGAUCAUCUAUGGAUGCUAUUGGCUACGGCGAAUCUACAACAGCAGACUACGAUAUGGCACCUGGAAUAUCUGGAGGUUCAGCGAAUUAUCAGAGUAACGCUAUGACUGGCGGAACUCUUUCCAAAGGUUAUUCCACGUCUACAAUGUCAUCCUCAUACAACUAUCAGGUCCAGAACGUGCGGACAGUGAUGAUGAAUCAAAGCGGUCAUCAGAUGGUCAGUUACGGAUCAACAUCUAGUGGGGCUGUUACACCCGGGGCAGCCGGAGACGAGGUCAGGGUUGACUGUUGCUUUAUGACGGGAGAUGGAGCAAGUGUUGUGACUGGCUCCAGUCUCGGACCACCUCAAGUUUGGGAUAUGCAGACUGGAGAACUUCUUCGAAUCAUGAAAGGUGAUACUGUUGGAUCUACAAACCUCCACCUCGCUUGUAAUGACCGCCUUUUAGUUGGCGCAGUUCAUGCCGAUCUAGAAAUUAACGAAUUUUCUACGAAGAAAGGAGUAACGAAUAAAACAUUACAGAUCUGGGAUUUUGUCACUGGUAAACCUUUAGUGAUGGGACAAGAGGAAACAUGUUCCGCAUUAUGUGUAAUGACAGACCCAGAUAAGGUUGUGUUUGCACGAUCUGGGAAGUAUGGUAACGGAACAGACAUUAUAGUAUGGGACUUGUUAGGAAAUCAAGCCAUCAAAGAGAUGCACUACGAUGUUCCAGUGGGUAACAAUGACUAUAUAAACUAUUUAGCAUUAUCUCAAAACGACAGAUAUUGUGUAGCAGGUUUUACGAAUUCAUUCGACAACUAUGCCGAGUUUGUCACAUUUGAUGUCACUUUAACUAGUUUCAACAUAACAGAACCAAACCUUCUCAGACUUGAUGCCAAUCCAGAUUGUACUGUGAUAUUACCACGUGAUGAAGCUGUUACCGGACUCCGGAAUGGUGACCUUGUCAUCUGGAGCCUGCGCACUGGACAUCCUAGUCGUCAGCUUUUGUCAGGGUCUGGUGUUCACGCACACAGUAGUGAAAUCAAGGCACUUGCCAUUUCUGAGGACAACAGAUACUUGGUGUCAGCUUCGACAGACUGUACCCUGAAAGUGUGGGAUAUGACGUCAGAGAGGCAGGUUAAUACGCUGUCUGGACAUGGUGACGAGGUGUGGUGCGUUGCGAUCUCUCCCGAUAACGAGAUUGUUGUGUCAGGAUCACGCGACUGUUCCAUCCGAUUAUGGAGACUGAAAAGCGGAAGUGAGAUUUGCACAUUCACUACUGGUGUCGAUGUGUUCUACGUUACUAUGAGCCAUGACAAAGGAACCAUAGUCGCCCUGGGCGACAAAUGUGGUGCCAGGAAACUGAUUAUGUUACAGGUCGUUCGAUCAAAGGUGCGACGUCAGAUUAGCUCAUAAAGAGUGCAUAAUUUAAAAACAAGACAAAACGAAAAAAUCAGUGGUGCAAUGCAAAUUUUCCCCUUGCCUUAUUGGAACUGUUGUGGGGUAAUAAAAAUGCCAGCUCUAUCUAGAUUCACAACAGAAAGUAAUAAUAACUGUUGGUGUUUCAUUUCAAUAGUAAUAUUUCGCAAAAAUCUUAAUUUGCGAAUAUGUCUGGUUACGAAUUUAUGAAAUACUUGAGAAUUGUUAAAACAGGCUUAACUUCCUUAUGAUAUGUGUUAUUGGAAAACUCGCUUGCCAGACCAUAUGAUAUACUUUCAACGACUGUAUGCUUCUACUGACCGGCUUCGUAAUUUAAACAUGAAUAACUGUAGAUUUAGAAUUAUUUUCGAUUUUAUGCGCCAGUUUUUCUAUGUGUUAAUCAAAAUACGUUUUGUUCCACCCAAAUACUUGACCAUUUCUAACCUUAAUUGAAAUAGGUUAAACAAUCUUUUUUUAGCGUUUUAGAUUAAAAAUAUUUAUGGUCCUUUUGCACAUGAUUUUAUCGUAACCUAAACUAAUGUUAAUCAGGGGAAAGAGUAACCAAAAGUAACCAAAAUUAUUGUGAAUAAUAUUAAACACUUUCUUUAUGAAAGACAAUUCAUAUUUUCUAUUAAGGGUCAUAUUUGCGGUACAAGUGAAUUAUUUUAUUAUCUUUUUUUAAAUGUAAUAUGGAUUAAGAAUAGUGAAUUGUAGCACAAGCAGAUCCAUGAUAAUGUAAGAAAUUUGUUCCCAAAUUUCAUGUAUCAACUUUUUUCAUUGGUUAACGUAUAACAGAUUAUGAUAAAACUAGGUUGAUUUUGUACUAAUAAACGAAAUUAAAUAACCCAAAAAGGGGGAGACAGAUAAUUUAGAAGCGUCCCGAUCUGUUUUAUUAGUGGUGUGAGAAGGCUUGUCAGUGGAUGUUAGUAUCGAUAUACCCUGUAAUUUAUUAAUCUUAAGAAAUUAUCUCACUACAAUGCGCUGUCAUAGGUCUUUCACGUGUGUACAUUCUAAACCUCCAGACAGUCUUCUAUGUUAAGCAAAACCAUUUUCAAAUUAUUUUUACUUAAAUAUAUCCUGCCAUGAAACCAGCUAAAUUACAAUAUAUUUUUUAUCCGAAAACAAUUGCAUUGUGAUGGAAUAACCGUUUGCAAAUAUAGAUAAUUUUCAUUUGUAUGAAUAUAUUAGAUCGGAUAAUAAUGCUAUGCUUUCUUUACCUAUAACAAAUAUGGUAAUAUAUUAUGUGAUUUAUUUAAGUAUAUAUAUCAUAUGGUUGUGAAAAUAUUCUCACUUGUCGAUAUAUUUUGCAUAAGAUAGGAAACAGCGACGUCAACUUAUAUAAGUAAAGGACAUUUUUAGAUUCUAUAUAAAGAGAGGUUUCUUUUGAGUCUUUGAAAAAUCUUUGUGUUUUUAUCAUAUUUCUAUUAUAUGAAACUUAGUCUCCAAAUUUGUCAUCGUUAUAAGUUGAUCAGACGCUGAAUUGAAAGUUGUGCCAUAUCUUUGUGUGACGUUCGUGGGAUGAAUAUGGUUUUAUAAAUACUGAUCAAAAUCCAAGCUGUAUCAAAAUUUGUUUGUGUGUAUUUUGUCAUUGCUUUAUAGAAAUAUUUCAUUUUAUAUAUUCAAUAAAUUUGUGCUCUUGUAUCAAG
Ylistrum balloti is the source of this 12170-nucleotide messenger RNA. RefSeq lists its product as uncharacterized. The record is from RefSeq and is a predicted model, not a curated record. Gene Ontology annotation, molecular function: protein binding; calcium ion binding. NCBI's taxonomy places the organism in Eukaryota, Metazoa, Mollusca, Bivalvia, Pectinida, Pectinidae. The coding region runs from base 52 to 10521 and encodes 3489 amino acids. The transcript has 29 exons.